GUAGAAUAUGUCCUGUCUGUCAUCAGAUAUGAUAUACAUUUCGGGUAUUAUCUAUCCCAGACAAGUCAGGAAAAAGACCUACGUGUGUAAUGAUCCUGCCCUGCAACACGUGACAUAUGAUAACCAAUCGAAUUGUUUCCCAUAUAAGAUAUUCAUAAUGUUCACAUACCAAUGAAGGAGAACUGCACGGAAAACUAUGCAAAUCAAGCUGCAGUAAAAAAAAUCACAUAAAAACGGAUAAAGAAAUAGACGACUUUGAAGCAAAACAGAAUUUCAAAUCAACACAAGUAUAUAACCAUAUUACAAAGAUGCCUGAGGGAUCUCAGUCUGUGGUUGAUAUAGAAGGACUCAUUCAAGCCUGGGCCUGGGAUAUGUUCGACAGGACAAAGACGAAAGACCAGGCAAAGAUACCAAAAGAUUACCUCGAAAUGACUGUUGAUUAUAAGAGAGUGAAAUUCAUGAAUGACCCUCCUGAGUUCACUGAAGAACAGAGAGCAGGAGUUCCCAAAGCAAAAAUUCUAUUCAAGACACAUUUUGUGAACAACACUGAUCAAACACAAGAGUAUUCAUUUAAAACAGAGAGAAGCACAACAAGUGUAUGUGAACUAGAGAUAGAGAAUGGAUAUACACUUGGCCAGGAAGUGAAUAUUACUCUCAAAACACCAUGUGAGGUUUUUGAAGCGAAUGCUGGCUUCAGUAGAGAAAUUUCUGUUAACAGAGCUGAAAAUCACGCCAUUGAAGAGACGCUUACUUGGGGUGUUGACAGCAAUAUCAAAGUCCCCAAACAUUUCAAGACAAUCGCGGAACUCGUCGUAUCUGAAUCUCAAUACUCCGGACGUUUUAAAAUGAGAAAUAGAAUGGAAGGCAAAGUGCAUGUAUCUAUAACAAACAAGCGAGACAAUAACUCAUUUUUGAGGUCAAUAGAUGGUAAUAUUGCUGAGAUUAUUAGACGAGAGGUGGAGAAUGGACUGCAUGGUUUCAAAGUGGAGGGGAGAACAGUGACAUGCAACACAGUCGGCAUAUGCAAGUUUCACUUUGCGGUGGAGCAACGCAUCAAACUUACAGAGAUGGCGAUUGAAGAGGAAGAUUUGUGAAAUUGGAAUUUUAAUUUAAUUAUUAGAACAGAAUGGAAUUCAAGUGAUUGGUCCUUCAACAGAAUGGAAGUGAAUGGUCCUUCGAAAUUUCUGUAUUAGGUAACGAGAAAGUGUACAUCAUAUCCACCAGAUAUGGAGUUUGAUGGACUUAUAAGAGAUUAUGGAAUAUUCAGGUGCAGUUUGGCAUGAGGCAUGGAAGUGCCAUACACAUAUACAUCAUACUUCUAAUAGGUACACAACACUAUGCACUGUAAAGAAUUGAUGAAAUAUCGUUCAACUUAUUUUUACUUUUUUACAUGUGUAACCAUAUUUGACUAAUAAACUGACAAUCGUUUCAUACAGUUUAAUAGGAAAACAAAUAAGCAAAUCUCCAUUCAAUACUGUUAAAUAAUGCCUAUUAUAGAUAGUUUAAUUAAGACUCAAUUGUACUCUUAAAAUGGUUAAAGAAUCUUUUUGAAUGACUCUGUUAUAAAGUUCUAAAAAGGAUUUAUAGUGUUUUCAUAGGUUUGUCCUGUUUUGUGCUUCUUUUCUAGUGUUGAUAUACUGAUUUGAAGUUUUUGGAAAAGGCGCAGACGCCCCACCCUCCGAGAGACCAAUUUUACAACUUUUAACAACUUUAUCACGAAGACUUUCUAAAAAUACCUGGUGUAGUCUUAACAAUAAUCAAAACAACUGAUCUUUCAUAUUUGUGCGUCUCCGUUUUGUUUUUUUAAAAAGAUGUUUCAAAAUAUUUUCUAAAAAGUUCUCAGAGCUGGUAACGUAAAUCCCCUGGAGCAGACUAGUGGCACAAAUUUGAAAUAACGCAAUGAUUUCAUCAGUUAUAAGACUAUUCCGGAUAAUUUUUAAAAGGCUUCGUGUAAAUGAAAAAAAAUACACUUUUAAAACGAUCUUUCGGAGUUUAGGACAUAUGGUGCCAGAGUUUGCAUCUCGAAUUAUUGCCUAAUGAUUUAUAUUUAUAUAUAAUAUAGAAUAGUGUGCAAUAUAUAACUGAAUUUUGUUAUGUAUCUUCGUAAUUGAAUCUUCAAGCAUAACUAGGAGAUUAUACUCUGCUAGUGUAUACGGGUUCUAAAUA
This is a messenger RNA of Owenia fusiformis, 2166 nucleotides long. NCBI's taxonomy places the organism in Eukaryota, Metazoa, Annelida, Polychaeta, Sabellida, Oweniidae. The record is from the annotation of a GenBank genome assembly.